Molecule: messenger RNA, 2832 nt
Organism: Rosa chinensis
Lineage: Eukaryota; Viridiplantae; Streptophyta; Magnoliopsida; Rosales; Rosaceae
Product: probable LRR receptor-like serine/threonine-protein kinase At1g51880
Exons: 13
Coding region: 36-2675 (879 amino acids)
Biological process (GO): protein phosphorylation
Molecular function (GO): ATP binding; protein kinase activity; protein binding
Source: RefSeq, a predicted model, not a curated record
AACAGAUUAAUUUGCGUCUCAUCUUCCAAACUGUAAUGAUGUUGCUUCCACUGAAGCAAAUCCUCUUUGCACUGCUUGGUGGUUUUUCUCUUAUACUCCUAGUCCAUGCCCAGGAUGAUCAAUCAGGCUUCAUCAGCAUAGAUUGCGGCCGAACUCAAAACUCCAGCUACACUGAAAAGACAACAGGCAUCAACUACAUUUCUGACACAGGCUUCAUAGACACCGGUGAAAGUAAGCUCGUUUUGCGUGAUGUAAAAUAUAAUUAUCAACAGCCAUACUGGGGUGUCAGGAGCUUUCCUGAAGGAAUCAGGAACUGCUACAAGAUCAAUGUUACAAGUGGGGACAGAUAUUUGAUCAGAGCAAGUUUCGUGUAUGGGAACUAUGAUGGCAAGGAUGAACUACCAACAUUCCUCCUUCAUCUUGGAACAAAUUUGUGGGAUUCAGUGAAGGUGGAGAAUGUAUCCCAUUCCAUACACAAGGAGCUCAUCCAUGACCCUCUCCGAAAUUAUAUCCAUGUUUGUCUGGUGAACAAUGGAUCCGGGGUUCCGUUUAUAUCAACAAUAGAACUGAGGCCUUUGCCGAAUAGUACUUAUCAAACACAAACAGGGUCCUUGGCACUUUACAGACGACUGGACACAGGUCAAAUAGCACCUAAUCUAACUGCAUAUAGGUAUCCAUUCGAUAUGCAUGAUCGAUUCUGGUACAGUCAUAGCCGAGAAGAUUGGACACAAUUAAGUACCGCAUCGACCAUUGACCUCAAUCAAAACGACUUUUACCAGCCAGCAUCUGAUGUUAUGCGUACUGCUGCCACGCCGAAACUUGCAACUGAUGACUUGAGUUUCUUCUGGCUGCCUGCUGAUGAAAAUGCAGAAUAUUAUGUUUACAUGCACUUUGCAGAAAUUGAAGAACUCUCAGCUAACCAGUCUAGACAGCUUGAAAUUACCAUGAACGGAGAACUGUUUUAUGGACCAUUUGCUCCUGGUUACUUGGAGACAUUUACUGUUUGGAGCACUCAGGCAAUGAGUGGAGGACAAUACAACUUUUCAGUCAUAAAGGGAGCUGGCAACUCUGACCUUCAACCUAUCCUUAAUGCCAUCGAGAUUUAUACAGUAAAAGAAUUCUCAGAACAAGAAACAAACCAAGAUGAUGUGAAUGCAAUCACAAAUAUCAAGGUAGCAUAUAAAAUUGAGAAGAAUUGGCAAGGAGAUCCAUGUUUCCCAAAGAAUUACUCAUGGGAAGGUCUAAACUGUAGCAAUUCUCCAAAUGAUUCACCGAGAAUCAUAUACUUGGACUUGUCAUCGAGUGGAUUAACAGGGGAAAUAGAUGCUUCUGUACGGAAUCUCGAAAUGAUACAGACUUUGGACCUGUCUAACAACAACUUAACAGGACCAAUUCCGGACUUUUUGUCUCAAAUGUCAAAUUUAAAUGUCCUAAACUUGGAGAACAACAAGCUCACAGGCUCAGUUCCAAAUGAACUUAAUGAAAGAGCGAAAAAUGGUUUACUAUCAUUAAGUUUGUGCGACAAUCCAAAUCUAUCUGGAAAUGUUUCUUGCAAAAAAAAGAAGCAGAGUUUCGUUAUUCCCAUAAUAGGGUCAAUCAUCGGCAUUUCAAUCCUCUUAUUAAUUGUAGCAAUUAUCUUCUGGCACCUGAAAAGGAAAAGACAGCAUGGAGCUGUUUUGGGGGCAAAACCCCCCAGUGGGUCAGUGGAACUUGGGCCAACACGACGACAGUUCACAUACUCAGAGAUCCUCAAGAUCACUAACAAUAGACAAAGGAUUCUUGGCAAAGGUGGGUUUGGAACUGUUUAUCAUGGCUACAUAGAUGACAACACUCAAGUAGCUAUCAAGCUGCUUUCGUCAUCCUCAAGUCGAGGGCUUGAACAAUUCCACGCAGAGGUUAAUCUUCUUAUGAGGGUUCAUCAUACAAACUUGACUAGCCUUAUAGGAUAUUGUGAUGAUGAAAACAACAAAGGACUCGUUUAUGAGUACAUGGCCAGGGGAAACUUACAAGAAUAUCUUUCAGAUAAAAGUUCAAAUGUCUUGACUUGGGACGGUAGACUUCAAGUAGCAACAGACGCUGCACAAGGAUUGGAGUAUCUACACUAUGCUUGUAAACCUCCUAUGAUCCAUAGGGAUGUGAAAACAACAAACAUCUUGCUAUCAAAAAAUUUCCAAGCCAAACUCUCUGAUUUUGGCCUCUCUAGAAAUUUCCCUGCAGGCGAUGGGACUCAUAUAGUUACAGGUGUUGCUGGAACCCCUGGCUACCUAGCACCCGAGUAUAAACAACUAAACAGGUUCAAUGAGAAGAGUGACGUCUAUAGCUUUGGGGUUGUACUGCUGGAGAUUAUCACAGGUAGACCUGCUGUUUCGAGGACACGAGAGAGAAUCGCCAUCAAUGAAUGGGUUGGAUCAAUCAUUCCAAAAGGAGACAUUGACACUAUUGUGGAUCCGAGGUUAAAAGGAAUAUUCAAUGUCAGCUCUGCCUGGAAAGUAGUGGAAAUAGCAAUGGCAUGUGUCUCUCCAGAGGCCAAUAAAAGGCCAACCAUGAGUAAAGUUGUUGGAGAACUGAAGCAGUGUCUGGAAACACAACUGUCUCAAAGAAACCAGAGGAAUUCCUUUGAGAUUGUGUCUCACAAUGGUUAUUCGAUCACUAUGCUACGUCCCUCAGUUAGAUAGCCGCGGUAGUAAUCUUAUGUAAAAUAAUGGGAAUUGGAAUUUGAUAUUUCAACCCUUCAGAUUAGCCCUUGUUGUGUAAUAUUGAUACUGUGUAGAUUGCAACUAUCUCAUAGUCAGAAGGUGCAUCUUUUUGUGCAUAUGCAAGAACUUUGAUAAA